Messenger RNA from Phialemonium atrogriseum, 1072 nucleotides. RefSeq lists its product as uncharacterized. The transcript has 2 exons. Bases 150 to 1037 code for a protein of 295 amino acids. NCBI's taxonomy places the organism in Eukaryota, Fungi, Ascomycota, Sordariomycetes, Cephalothecales, Cephalothecaceae. The record is from RefSeq and is a predicted model, not a curated record.
UAAGAGUAUGAUCCUUCAAAUCUAAUUAGGCCCAGCUCUGCCGGGAUGGCAACUCGCCGUACGGAUGUAUAUUUAUUGACUCCCCCGCUCCCCCCCGAGCACGAACCAGGCAGGCGGAUCUCUUCUCAAGUCGAGUGUUUCCGUCCAAAAUGCCUCUUCCUAGCAUUGCGGCUGUUACGGCCUUGCUGCUGUCCCUUUUCUUCAGGGCGGCAGCAGCCCAGGACUCCUGUUCCUCCCAGAGCAGGCCCAAUCCCAUAUCGGAGCAGUACCCGGACGCGCCGACCGGGACCUUGAAUACCACCCUGUUGGUCAUACCGAUUCCAUACGAGACCGCGAGGCAAAUGGUGCCCGCCCAAUGGGGCAUCCUCAAGCACGCGUACCACGCGCUCCUCCCCGAUUUUCCCAGAAACAUGUAUCCCGUGGUUCUGCAAGCCGGGUUGGAUCACGAUAUCCAGCUCCUCUCGCUGGGAAUCCAGGUUCCGGAUUUCACGAAAAUCAAUUGGUUGUUUCCGUUCAUCGACCUCCUCGGUGAUGGGUACAGCUCCUUCGCAUGGUCGGCAACGAUGCUGAUCCAGGCGGACAAGGAAUUCGCCAUCGACGGCUCGAGGAUGUACGGCACGCCCACCUAUCCCGCAACAUUCGACCCGCCCUGCGACGCCUACGGCUCGCGACCCGACGGCUCAAGCUACUUCCACGUCCAGACCAACGACACCUCCGGCAUAUACGCCAACCUGGACAUGAGACUGGUGAGAGGAGGCUGCGAUGCCCGCCAUUACCCGCUGGGGUUGUUCAAGAACGUGACGAACCAGCCGAUUUUCGGGAACGGCACCGUGUGCGACAAGCAGAUCCGGCUGUUCAACUCGUCUCUCUCCGCGCCGCCUUAUGCGCCCAGGGCUGUCCGGGCGAGGGUGUCGACCAAUAUGCCGCCGUUGACGCUGGAUGGGCUGGGAGAUGUCUUUGGAUGGCAGGUUGACACGGCGUUUAUCGAGUUCAAUGAGGUGGACUGUCUGAGCUUGAAAGGGUAUUCGGGCAUUUAGCUGAGAUUAAGGUUAAGGCAUGAAAAGCAUUAGGA